This is a messenger RNA of Triticum turgidum subsp. durum (durum wheat), 645 nucleotides long. Lineage: Eukaryota; Viridiplantae; Streptophyta; Magnoliopsida; Poales; Poaceae. The record is from the annotation of a GenBank genome assembly.
AUGGAGGCCUCUAAGCAUUUCUUGGUGAGCUAUCUUGAUUCAAUCAUUGGCAUUAAGGUGGACCUUUUCUCUGAAACAAGCAAGGGAAAAUCAGUUGUAUCAUGUGAUAAUUUUGCUGCCCAGCCACAUGCGAUAAUAAAAGAAAAUGGUCCUAAAUGGAGUGCUCCCAAAUCUGGAUGGGUCAAGUUAUCCACGGAUGGGUCUUAUGGUGAUGACGGCUCAGCAGGUUCUGGUAUGGUACUUCGAGAUGACAAAGGUGCGAUCAUAUUUUCUUCAUGCAGGCAACUAUUUUCAUGUCGGGAUUCUCUCGAAGCGGAGCUGAGUGCUUGUAUGGAAGGACUGUCGUUCGCAAUACAGAGAAGUGACCUUCCAGUGGAGAUAGAAAUGGAUUCAAUCGUAGCUUUCAAGUUGAUCCAGGCCAAGGAGAUUGAUAGAUCGGUCUACUCGUCGCUUAUUAUGGAGAUUAGGCACCUUAUGUCUCUUCGUGAUUCUUGUAUUACUCAUGUUGAUCGUAGCCAAAAUAAAGUUAGUGAUAGCAUAGCCAAAUUUGCUCGUGUAGGAGGCAGAACCAUGACUUGGAUUGGUUCGGGUCCUUCGGAUGCUAUCGAGCUAGCUACGAUUGAUUGUAUGAACUGCCUCAGUUGA